Molecule: messenger RNA, 6377 nt
Organism: Lagopus muta (rock ptarmigan)
Lineage: Eukaryota; Metazoa; Chordata; Aves; Galliformes; Phasianidae
Gene: TBC1D1
Product: TBC1 domain family member 1
Exons: 9
Coding region: 3237-4532 (431 amino acids)
Source: RefSeq, a predicted model, not a curated record
UGGUUUAAUACUGAGAUUGGUUGAAUAAGAAAUGGUCAACUAAAGUUAUUCUAGUCAAUUAGAAAAUAAUUUUCAUAAAAAUAAGUUUUAAGACAAUAUUUUAAUUAAUUGCAGUUGGAAUACUUUCAUGUCCUAACAGAAGGAGAACAUAUUCAUUUAUAUUUGUUGUGGCUCUUUCUGGAGCUAAUGGAAUUUCCUGUUCUUAUUACUACCCAAGUAAUCAAAUAUUGACCUUUUAAUGACUACUGCAGUCAUUCACCAGCUUUUCAUUUAUGAACUUUCCUCAGUGUGAUCCUCGGCAGCAGUACAUUUUGAUGGUUUCUUAUGAUCUUUUUUACUUUGUUUUGUGGAUGGUUUUUGCAUGAUAGUUGUGUGUAAUAAAUGUGUUGGUCCUUUUGGAGUAGGGACACUUAUGACUGAGGCCCUGUCACACAAAGCCAAAGAGCUGGUUACAAAUAAAUGGAUCUGUAUAAAUGCCAUCUCAGUUCAUUCUUACUGUGGGCCUGCUCUCAGUUUGUUCUUUUUCGAGUGUCAGAGGAGGUGGGAGCAUCAUAACACUACGAGUCUGAGGUAUGUGUGUAUGUGCUAGUUCAUUUAUACGCUUUCAUGAACAGUGAGGGGUGUAGUAUGUUUGAGAAGAGUACAGGUCAAAUGUGGAAAAGGAGUCAACAAAAGCUGUUGAGAUUGGCAGAUGAAGAAGGAAGCAGUCUUUCAGCAUGUGCUGAUGUGUUGAGAUCCUCCUUAAAUAUACUUAUUAAUUUCUCAAGUUUUGAAAGCUGCACAUGGUUUUUAGUAUAUGGCACCUUGGUUCAGAGGAAUGUGUGCUCCCAGCUAUGUUCAGUUAGGUUCAGUUCAGUUGUUACCUUUGCUUUCCCUGUUUUUCUCCAGAUCACUUAUAUAUAUUAAUGAAAUACUUGGUUUCUUGUUACAGUAUAUCUGUAACUCCAGUCUGUUCAGGACAGGAAAGCUGCAUGGCAUAUUUGUCAGUCACUCUGUUGUGUAUUCCUGGACAUGGAUUAGUGUUGACUUACAAAUGUCCGUUUUUAUACUUUGCUUUAAGGGGUUACCUGAACAUUCAGCCUCCCCACCUUUGCCAGCCAAACACCUGACACAACUCUGCAAACUUAGCAAGCUGCUUGAGCCAUUAAAUGAGUUUAUUUUGGUUUCUGUACAUCCUGGUACAUGCCAGUAUGGUGAUGGGAAGAAAAACAGGUUGUGAAUGUGUCAGAUUUUAUCAGUGUAGACUUUAGACUUUCUGUUAAAUGUCCACAAGUGAUAAGAGAAAGGAGGAGAAAAAAAAAAAAAAGAAGAGAUAGAAAAGGAACUGCCAUUUGGAAGUCAAAACCAAGCUUAGAACUCUUCCACGAAGGAAUUAGAGGUAGGAUUGACAAUGGUAAUAGUUCAGCCUAUACAAUUUUAUAACCUUUCUGCUGUCGUUCUCUUUUGUGUUUGUUUUUUUUUUUUUUUUUCUUUUAUAGCCUUAACCUCUGUGAGCUAAAUUUCUUUUAGUGUCUUUAGUUUGUCAGUAACAGAUGAGAAUUUUCAUUUUAAAUAGAAGCAGGGCCGUGCUCCCAGGAGAUGCAUGCUCUGCAGUGAUGCAAGUGUUGCAACGGUGAGGUUUGAUUGCCAGAGGGCUAGAACUGAAAAGCAUAACCUGUGAAAUAGAAGAUGAGCUUUUAAGUUGGUCAUUGAGGACCAGUCAACAAAAUUUGCAUUGAAAAAUUAGGUGUAUGUUAAGGACAGGAAAAAUUUAAACUUAUCCUUCCUUUAAGGGAAGCAGUGUCUUCAUUUCACGUCUUUGGCAGCCUGUUUUUUUUAUUUUUAUUUUUUAUAAGUGGUUGACAAUAAGACGACUCUGCAAGAAGUCUGGUACCUUCUAACAUUGACAUGCAUAUAUCUGUACUUAAAACCAGAAUACAUGUUUGACUCUAAAAGAUCCAUAAAUCCCUGAAAGAAUGAGUUAAUGGGAAGAGAUUUGUUUCCCCCAAAAUGUACAUGCAUCUUAUAUUGACUAGUCUGAAAAUGUAACAAGAAGCGAGUAGAUAACAGCAUACAGUGGAUAAAAAUGUUCCUACCCAUACCAGUUUUGUUUUUCAUGUUCACAUUUGGUGACCCUUUUUGUGAAUUCUUUCCUCUUAAAUUUAUGUUAUUUUGUGUAUAUAAUGCAUUAUUAAAGACAAAAAGGACUUUCCUAAUGGAUUGAAUUCUUUUUUUUUCCCUAAGUUCCAUGUCUGCUAAAGCAAGUAAAGCCAGUUCUGACAGUUAUUCUUAAGAGCAUUUCCCUCAUCGUUUUAAAUAUGCAUUAAAAAUGGGGCAAAACCUGCUAUAUGUAGUCAUUGUAGAAAAGGAUGUGUAGCACAUUGCUAGUAGUACACUGUGUACAUCAAAAGCAAGAAUCAAAUCAAGAUAAGUUUCCUUUAAUUGCCAGCACAAGUUGAGUUAUUGUUCCUUCUCUACCUGAUCACUUAGCUAAAGCUCUUCUAUAGUUGCAGAUCGUUGCCUAGGGAUGUCUUUUUGUCUUUUUGUACCUGUGGGGGGGGAAAAAAAAAAGUUUCUCAUUUUAUUUUAAAUGAUCUAAUAUAAUUUCUUCAUUAUAUUGAUAUUUUUAAUAACCAACUGUAUUUCUGAAUGCAUCUGGGUCAGUAUUUCCUACUUUGUAAAGCAUUGCCAUGUAAGCUGUAGGGCAUUUAUCAUUUACUUAAUUUACUAUCCCAUGAAGUUCACUGUUCUCUGAAAUGCUGUAGAUACCCAAAGCCUGGAAAUCCACACUUUUAUCCAGAGUUUGAGUUUGUAAACUUUUAAAUUGUGCCUGCUAGCCAAAGAGGUUGCAUUUAUUUUUAUAAAUACGUUUUAGUACUUGAAUUUAACUGUGGUAACACAAAGAUAAAUGUUGUAUAAGAAAACAGGUGCCAUUUGGAUCCGCCCUAUUCCUCUCUGACUCUUCAAGAGGAAAAGACUGACAGUGGCAAAGCAGAAAAGCAGAAGCCGACAGCUGUGAACAUUUCCAUUCAUAUUUAGUUGUCUGAGUUCAGUUGUGCCUUCGAACAAACAAGAAAAGAAUAGCUGCAUAUGAACUGUAUUACACUGAGCUGGGAGAACUUCCACCCAGAUCUCCUUUGGAGCCAGUGUGUGAAGAUGGCCCCUUUGGUCCGGUGAAGGAAGAAAGAAAACGGACAUCCCGUGAGCUUCGUGAAUUGUGGAAGAAAGCCAUUAUUCAGCAAAUACUGCUCCUCAGAAUGGAGAAAGAAAACCAGAAGUUACAAGCCUCAGAAAAUAAUUUGCAGAACAGACGUCUGAAGCUUGACUAUGAAGAAAUCACACCAUGCUUGAAAGAAGUAACUCUGAUUUGGGAGAAAAUGUUGAGUACGCCUGGAAGGUCAAAGAUUAAAUUUGAUGUGGAAAAAAUCCACUCUGCUGUUGGGCAAGGAGUACCACGUCACCACCGUGGGGAGAUCUGGAAGUUUCUAGCAGAGCAAUAUCAUCUUAAACAUCAGUUUCCAAAUAAACAACAACCAAAGGACACACCUUAUAAAGAACUCCUUAAACAACUGACUUCCCAACAACAUGCAAUACUUAUCGACCUAGGACGCACAUUUCCAACACAUCCGUACUUCUCAGCACAGCUGGGAGCUGGACAGCUGUCACUCUACAAUAUUUUGAAAGCCUAUUCCCUUCUAGACCAGGAAGUAGGAUAUUGCCAGGGACUUAGUUUUGUAGCAGGAGUUCUACUACUUCAUAUGAGUGAAGAAGAUGCUUUUAAAAUGCUGAAGUUUCUCAUGUUCGAUGUGGGGCUAAGAAAACAGUAUCGUCCUGACAUGACAAUUCUACAGAUCCAGAUGUACCAACUAUCCCGACUUCUUCAUGACUACCAUCGAGACCUCUAUAACCACCUUGAGGAACAUGAGAUUGGCCCCAGCCUCUAUGCUGCUCCCUGGUUCCUCACCAUGUUUGCCUCACAGUUUCCCCUUGGAUUUGUCGCAAGAGUAUUUGAUAUGCUGUUCCUUCAGGGAUCAGAGGCUAUAUUUAAAGUGGCCUUAAGCCUUUUGGGAAGCCACAAGCCCUUGAUUCUGCAGCAUGAGAACCUAGAAACUAUUGUUGAUUUUAUUAAAAACACUCUCCCCAACUUGGGUUUGGUACAGAUGGAAAAGACGAUUAGUCAGGUGUUUGAAAUGGAUAUUGCCAAGCAGCUGCAAGCUUAUGAAGUUGAAUACCAUGUGCUUCAGGAUGAGCUUAUAGAUUCAUCUUUGAAUGACAAUCAGAGACUGGAUAAGUUAGAAAAGGCAAACAGCAGCUUGCGCAAACAGAACUUUGAACUCCUGGAAGAACUGCAGGUGGCUAAUGGAAAAAUCCAAAACCUUGAAGCCACAGUAGAGCUUUUAUUGACUAAUGAAGGCAAAUUGAAGGAGUCAAUUCUCAAUCUUGAGCAGGAACGGACAGCUUUGCAGAAGGCAGUGGAAGAGAUGCAGAAAAAGACUGGUGAUACAAAUGAGAAGCCUCUGCUUACUAGUCAAGAGCACCUGGAUGCUGACUGAUCUGCAGUUGUCACAGAGCUGAGAAGCAGAGCAAAAAACAAAGGGAAGAACUGGGUCUUUUUGUCCAUCCAUGGAGAUAUGACAUCGUCAUCUUCAUUGUACAUGCCUUACUGUAGCAAAGUGAGAUAGAGGCAUUGUGGCUGCCCAAAUCAAAAACAGGUUUCUUGGGGAGGAAUCUUUCUUCUUAGUACAUGGAAGUGCUCUGAACAGCAAGAUGCCACGUCACAAUACACAGGAGAAACCUACUAGUGUGUGCACAGUGUACUGUAAAGAUGUCAAGGAUUCUUCCAUAAGUGCUUCUAAACCCAAGUGCUUUAUGUUUGUUACAUAGUUUUUGUUCAUAAACAGCACGGUAAAUAGCACAUCCUUUAGAAGCUCCUUUGAAAAAACUAUGGCAGUGUAAAACCUUCAAAUUGAUGGUUGCCUUGUUGCAGCUAUGCAGUGGUAACACUUGCAGAGAGUUUUAUGAUUGGACUUGAGAUAUUUUUCACAGUCUAAUUCCCCUGCAGCUUGACUCAGUUCUGUUAAUUUUGCUGUUUACACGUCACAUAACUGUUUCUUGAUGCUUGCAGAUGUCAAUCUAUUGGACUCCAGAGAGCUGGACUUCAUCAUACAUAACUAUGUGUCAUUAGGGGUUGCUGUCUGUUUUUAUAAGUAUCUUGUUUUAAUAUAUUUCUGUUUAACAUCCAUUAGUGUGUUGUUAGUUUGCAUUACCUGAUAAACAUACAUACUGUAUAUAGUAACUGCGUUGUGCUUGACAAAAUACACUGACGUUGGUUUCAUGAAGCCUGUAACUCUCGCAGUAUCACCCAAGGAUUUAUAUUUGGACUCUUAAGUUUCGUUUUAUUUAUUUCUGAUCUGCUGUGUGAUGUAAGACAUCAUUUUGUAGGGAAACUAACGCCCUGCUCUAUUUUUCCUUUCUUUGGUACUCUGCCCAUCAGUCCUCUGGGAAAUGUUUUUCUUUAAGACUUUUUCGUAAGCGUUGGAGGCAUUUUGAGAGCUUCAUGUUGUGCCAGAGAUGCUUAAACUGCUUUGUAAAGGUUAUGACUGUUUGAAUUAUGGCACCAUUCUUUAUACAGUGCCUCUUUUGAGUAAGAUUACACAUUUAAAAAAAUCAGUUUCUCAGUACAAUGAAAGUAGUUUUCAGGCCAGUUGAAGCACCACUGCUGCAAGUGCAAUAAUUUUCAUGGCAGUCCAUUCAGUUGUAUGGGUUUGCUUCUGAGUUAGAGAAUAGUACUGUAGGUUUGUUUAAUCCCAAGGACAGAGGUAAUACGCAUCAGCAUGUUGUCAUGGUGGAGAAUCACCCAGAGAUGUGAUUUUUGUUUUACUUAAAUUGUUUUUAUUCUUAUUUUUAAAAUUUCAAAGCACGUAGUUGUUUGGUUGUUUGUUUGUUUUUCUGGCUGGAAAUGUAGGAAAGGUUUUGUUUUUCUGUUUUCUUCAUGCACGACCCUUUGACACAUCAUGGCUGUAGUUGAACAUUCAUCUGUUGUGCAGAACAAAUACCUCUGUAUAGGUCAAGAAGAAAAAGAGAAUUUUCUAUUCAAUUUCUGAACGCGUUGUUUCACUCUGUCAUGUCUUGAAUAUGGCUCGUUCUUGCAAAUCCACUCUGUAUUCAUUUAGUAUUGAAAUUCCAGAUAAAUUAAUUAUUAUUAAUCCACUUACCUCAAAGGCUUGCUUUUUAUUUGGAAAUCCAUACUGGGAUUCAUGCUUCAUGUUCAAAACCAUGUUAUCAUGGACCUCAUACUGUUAGAGCACUCCGUAACAUUGCAUUUUUACACCACAGUGCCAUAAUUCAUACACUGAUGUUUUAAUGAGCAAUAAAAGUAAUAAUAAUGUAUGCCUACA